Molecule: messenger RNA, 680 nt
Organism: Anopheles merus
Lineage: Eukaryota; Metazoa; Arthropoda; Insecta; Diptera; Culicidae
Product: general odorant-binding protein 19d-like
Exons: 2
Coding region: 47-496 (149 amino acids)
Biological process (GO): sensory perception of smell
Molecular function (GO): odorant binding
Source: RefSeq, a predicted model, not a curated record
GGCCGGUGAAUAGUUUGUGCUUGUGACUCUAAAAGUAAAGUGUACGAUGAAGCUGUCCAGCGCGGUCCUGUACUUUGCCCUGCUUGCCACGGCAAUGGUCUGUCGGGCGCAGGCGGGCAGUGCGGAGGAGCUCGAGCAGGCGAAGGAAAUGUUGCGCGGUUUGGCGGCGGAGUGCAAAACGAAGGAGGGCGCCACCGACGAGGAUGUGGAGGGUUUCGUCAACGAUAAGAUGCCCGAGUCGCGCACGCAGAAAUGUUUGGCCGGCUGCAUGCAGGAACAGUUCGGCGUCUCGAACGGGAAAGCGUUCCAGGAGGACGGUUUCAUCGAGAUCGCCAAGAUGCUAAUGAAGGGCGACGAGACCAAGAUCGAGCUGGCGAAGGAGAUUGCGGCCGACUGUAAGGAGGUGGCGAACGACGAUCGGUGCGAGCUGGCGGUGGACAUUAUGAACUGUUUGAAGGAGUCGGCCGAAAAGCACGGCAUUGAGCUGAAACACUGAGCGAGGAAGGGGUAGAGUGUGUUGCAACACACAAUUCACCAGCACGAAAACGAACAGCGAUAGAAAAAAGCGACCGACAACAACGCAACAAGUGCAAACUUUAGUAGCAUUACCCACCGAAGAAUAAAGAAGAAAGGGAUACGAUGACUGUGAGGAGAGCGUUUGUUGCUUGAUUAAACCAGAA